CGCUGGCUUGUUUUGGCCGUUUGUUUCGAUAUCCGGCGAUCAUACGCUUUCGAUGUGCUGGAUAUUGUGACUGAGAGGUUCCUGUGUGUGUGCAUGGGUGUUUGUGUGAGAGAGAGACGGUGGACGACUCAGGGAGUCUGUGUGUCUUAUCAUGGCUGACGUGUCCAGUGAUGAUGAUGUCAUCCACCUGGCUAGUUUCAACACCCAUCGCAGUCGAGCUAAAAGAGUUAGGACGAAGACGUCCUACAUAACCAUAUCCUCAUCGUCGGAGUCUGAUGACGAACCUGUCAAAUUCGUACCAAAUGUCCCUGUCGUGGUCAAGGAUGAUGAAGAGGAGGAGGAUGUGCGCAUCUUAGAGGCCCUCGAUGAUUCAGUCCCAGAGAUAUGGAGAUCUCAAUGCAGCUCCAUGAGUAAACUGCCACAGCCCUCACCUCAUCGUGAGCUGAUCCGACCUGCUGCCAAGUGGGGUGCGAGCACCUUCCCAAGCCAGGCAUCUGGAUCCAACAGCCAUCCUACCAGCGCACACACUCAUCAUCCUUCUGUAGUCACCGCACAUCCUGCAUUAGGAAACCAAGCCAUAGGUGUCUUAACCACGGACCAGAAUGCUGUACCCUCGACAUCUAGAGAAAAUGCCUUGCACAGACCUCCAAUGCCUGUUAAGGACUCACUGCCCCUUCCUAAGGACCCUUCAGCCAGUGCACACUCGGUGAAUCAGGCCAGUUUGUUUUUUUCAGCUCCACCCACCACUGAAUCAGGUCAGUCAGACUUGGGCAACAAAAUUGAAGUGGUUGUCUGGCCGAGAACUGAAAGGACCACACAAAGGCCUCGGACACCACAGGAGACUGUGCUAGUAGACGUCAGGCGAGAUGAGCAGCCGGCGGCCCCUCUCUCUCCUGCACGUUUCCCUGCACUGGCAGACAAUGAGAGGCCUGGACCGUCAGCACCCAGAGAACCCGUAAUACAGCAGAACCCUGGCCGGACGUCCCUUGAUAUUGAUAUGCUGGUGAAGGGGGUGAUGGACCUUUUCCCCGAUGUGCAAGACGCAUAUGUAGCAGAACUGAUAGAGAGAGGUGACCUGAAAGAUUUAAAUGUAAUAUGCAAUAUAUUAUUGGAAAACCCUGAUUAUCCGAAGAAAGCAAACUCAGUUGUGACACAAAGCAGUGUUCUUCUUGAGACGAAUGAUUCUGAGACGCAGGAAAGUGAGAAUUAUUUUGAUUAUGUCAAACUAAAGACUGUUGGCCCAGAGGUCGUCAUUCAAGCUGCAGACAUGCUGAUGGGUGACUUCAGAAUGUUGAGCUGUCAGGAUAUCAAGUGGGCCCUGAAUUGCCUCAAAGGACACUAUGCAAUCACCCGAAAGGCCUUAUUCGAAGCCCUCAAGAAGUGGCAAGAGAACUCCACUGACCCCUCAGGGAAGAAGAAGAGAAGGAGAGAGCCAAAUGAGCGCGCCUUCAUAGACUUCAAGUUUGAGCAGGGUUCUUUUAAACUGGAGAGAAAGAUGUAUUUUUUGGAGAAGAAUCGCAGAUGGAGCCGCGGUAACGAGACUACACUGGAGCCGUCGCUCUUGAAAGAGCUGCAGUUUUACGAGCAGAAAGCCAAGGAAAUGGCUGAGCAUGAAGAUUUCCUAUUGGCUUUGCAAGUGAAUGAAGAGCAGUAUCAAAAGGACGGCCAGUUGAUUGAGUGUGGCUGCUGCUGUGGGGAGUUUGCCUUCGAGGAGAUGACCCAGUGUACAGAUGGCCAUUUGUUCUGCAAGGAGUGUCUGGUGAAAUACGCCCAGGAGGCAGUUUUUGGCUCAGGACGGUCGGAGUUGAGUUGUAUGGAUGGGAGCUGCACCUGUUCCUUCCCUACGAGUGAGCUGGAGAAAGUUUUACCUGAAAACAUUCUGUACAAAUAUUACGAGCGACAGGCAGAGGAGGCCGUAGCCGCCACCUGUGCUGAUGAACUGGUCAGGUGUCCAUUUUGUAACUUCCCAGCACUGCUGGAUAAAGACAUUUCUCUGUUCAGUUGCCCAAACCCACGCUGCAGAAAGGAGAGUUGCAGGAAGUGCCAUGUGGUGUGGAAGGAGCACGCGGGAAAGACCUGCGAGCAGGUGCUGGAGAGGGACGAGAUCCGGCUGCGCGUGGCUUUUGAGGAAAAGAUGACUGCUGCCCGUGUCAGGAAGUGCCACAAGUGUGCCACAGGUCUAGUGAAGUCGGAGGGCUGUAACCGGAUGUCGUGUCGCUGCGGCGCCUUCAUGUGCUACCUCUGCCGGGAGCCUAUUAACGGCUACAACCACUUCUGCCAGCACGCUCGCUCGCCUGGUGCCCCCUGCCGACACUGCAAGAAGUGCUCGCUGUGGACAGACCCCACGGUAAAUGACACACUACACUUCAGAUUUCACGUCUUUUGUUUGGAGAGAGGCUCCUUUCAUGCUCAACGUUAGCGUGCGAUCAUCCUUGAA
Molecule: messenger RNA, 2437 nt
Organism: Sinocyclocheilus rhinocerous
Lineage: Eukaryota; Metazoa; Chordata; Actinopteri; Cypriniformes; Cyprinidae
Gene: rnf216
Product: ring finger protein 216
Exons: 16
Coding region: 152-2419 (755 amino acids)
Source: RefSeq, a predicted model, not a curated record